UUGGCAGCAACGUCUCUGUUCAUACGUGAAUUUCUCCGCAGCUUCUUCUGUGUAACUUUAAAAGUGUUGUAGCUUAAUGUUUUUAUAAAACUGAGAGGAGUUUUCGGUGGUGGAAUGGAAGGUAAAGUUAUUGGUCCUGGGCCGUACCGGGCCACGAAGCUGUGGAAUGAAACAAUCAAACUUUUUCGUGGCGGUAUGCCACUGCGGAGGCACUGGGCACACUUCCGCUGCUAUGACAGCAGUUUCACUGGGUCGGAGGCUGUGGAUUAUCUGCACGAGCUGCUGAGACAUAACUACAACUUUGGGCCUGAGGUGACCCGUUAUCAGACCCUUCAGCUGCUCAAGAAGUUCUUGAAGGCUCACGUGAUUGAAGACAUCAAAGGACGACAUGGGACAGAGGACUUUGAAGACAAUAGCCAUCUGUACCGGUUCCCCACACUUUCUCCUCUCAAGUCUCUUCCAAUAAGACCUUUGUUGAGAGACAGCAGUGACCUGCCCAGACUCAUCCGCUGGGAUGACUACGAAGAACUGCCUCAGCAGGAAAAUAUAGCACCCCUGAAGUCUGCAGUGAUGACUUCAGAUCUGUGGAAUAAACGACACAGCGUUGCAAUUGGAGAUGUGCAUGAGUGCAAGCUCAUACGCAGAAAAGAAAUCACUUCAAAACAAGUGGACCACAUCUGGAAAUCAAUGACCAUUGCACAUUUACAGAGAGUUUUGGGCUUAAAGACACUGGAUGGGAUUUUGGACCCAGUGUAUGUGAAUGGGAAGCACAUUGUCCACAACAUUUUCAGUGUUAAUAAAGCAGGCAUAGUUGUGUUGGAGAACAAAGCUGAGGACAUGCCUUAUUGGGUGGUGUCAGCAAUGAAAUGUCUUGCAAACUGGCCUAAUGCCAAUGACAUAAAACAGCCCCUGUACCCAGGUUUUGAAAGAGAUAUUCUGAGAACAGUAGCAGAUUAUUACCAGAGACUCAAAGAGCCCUUGCUGACGUUCCGUCUUUAUGAGGUCUUUGUCAACAUUCUCAGCCUGUUGCAGGAGCAGGAUGUAGCCACUGAGGCUCUUCAAGUCAGCUGCCUCCUGCUGCCGCCGCCCAACCGAAGACGGCUCCAGCUUUUGCUGCGACUCAUGGCCCGCGUCUGCCAGAAUCCCCAGCUGCCUCCACUUAAUGACACUAUUGCAACUCGCACACUGAUGGUACAGAUGUUUUCUCCCUGUGUUCUGGGUUCUGCUGAUGACAUGGACUUGGACGAGUUAUUUGCUACCAAACUGGUGACAUUCAUGAUGGAGCACCACAACGUCAUCUUUCAAGUGAACAACAAACUGCGCUGCCAGGUUGAGGAGCAUCUGUCACACCUUAAAAGAGCUCAGAUCAAAUAUGCUGGUUCAGAUACAGACUUCAGUGCAUCCCCGGCUUUUUGUAAACAGAUCCGGAGAGUCGAUUGUGAGGAGCAGAAGAUAAUUGGUACACAAACCCCCCUGCAGCAACUGCUGGAAGGCCUGAUAGCAGACAAAGAACUCCCUGUUAAGGACAAGAGGAAAAGAUUGAAACAGUUUCAGAAGUCCUACCCAGAGGUCUACCACAACAGAUUUCCUACUGAGGAAAGCAAAGCUGCUGUCAUUCCAGAGAAAACUGCACGACUCAAACCUCAUCUCAUGUUCUUCAGCCUCAAGAAACCUCUCCAACCUUUUCAGAGAAGCUGGAGUUUUAGAGCAUGAAAUGCCACCACUGACAUUUUCUGCCUCAAGUAUCUCAGCACAUCUCAACUUUAUUUAGUCAUGAGAACUGGACAAGUGCAGUUGUAACUAGCUCGAUGCAGAUAAAGAUUUUAAGAGUAAAUGGCAAUAUUUUAAAACUAUUAAGUUUAAUUUGGAGUAAUAAAGCCCUUGGGUACGAUGCAGGUCAGCACAUAAACGUACAGCUGAUUAAAAGCCCUCUGAAAAAGUAGUUCCAAAAGUUAUCGAUAUUUCAUAGCAAAGCACUUAAAGGGAUCUGGGGGAAAAGAAGGCUUUAUUUUUCAAACUGGCAGUUACAUUGUUCCUCUACAAGUAAGCACAUAUUAAGGUCAGUAUUCUUCAAACGUUUUUGGCAUCUGCCAGUGUUUUAAUUUUUUUCCCCAAGAAAACAAUGGUAGAUUUUCAAUUGGCAUAGUGACCUAGUCCUUCACAAUUCAAUUCAAAUUCAAAAAUAUUUUAUUGAUCCCAGAGAGAAAUUAGGUAACACUUGUUCUGCCAUCUGUGGUGCCCACAGAUAUGCCUGUCUGUUAUUCAGCUCAAGCGUGGCUAAUGUUGAUUAUUAAACAAAUAUGGAAAGGUCAAAAUCAGCCAAAUUAAUCAGCUGACUCAUUUCUGCCAAACUUUACAAAUACUGUUGGUGGGUAAAAUGGCAUUUAAGAAAAAUUCACAUUUUGUCUUUAUAACUUAGUCUUAAUAACAAGAAGCCAGUAACACUAACUGGAUACUAAUGACCUUAAA
Messenger RNA from Austrofundulus limnaeus, 2469 nucleotides. Its product is annotated as DEP domain-containing protein 1B. The record is from RefSeq and is a predicted model, not a curated record. The transcript has 11 exons. Lineage: Eukaryota; Metazoa; Chordata; Actinopteri; Cyprinodontiformes; Rivulidae. Gene Ontology annotation, biological process: intracellular signal transduction. Bases 115 to 1713 code for a protein of 532 amino acids.